Saprolegnia parasitica CBS 223.65 is the source of this 690-nucleotide messenger RNA. RefSeq lists its product as hypothetical. Bases 1 to 690 code for a protein of 229 amino acids. The transcript has 2 exons. The record is from RefSeq and is a predicted model, not a curated record. NCBI's taxonomy places the organism in Eukaryota, Oomycota, Saprolegniomycetes, Saprolegniales, Saprolegniaceae.
AUGCAGCGCUUCAAGGGCGACAGCCUCCCGACCUACUACGCCGCGACGCCCAAGAAGAGCCUUGUCAUCGCCGACAUCCAGAGCCAUUGCAGCCCCACGACGCCAACGACGUACUGCGCUGCACCAGACGUACCCCAGUACGAGACACCGCCGCGUACCAAGCAAGACGACGACGACGACAGGCGCGUCAGACCAACGAGCUCCAACAACCGAAACCAUGUCGUCGUCAAGCGGCGCGUCGUGCGACCAUCGCUCUCGGCGCAGCUGGCGUCCAUCGGGCAGCAGGCGCAGACGCUCGUCGAGUCGCUGCGACCACCAACUGUCGGUGGUGGCGCCGACCUCAUUAUGGUGCCCACAUCGAGCAUGAAGGUCGGUCGCCUCGAGUGCAAGUUUCCGUCGCCCGCACGCUUCGACGAGACCGCGUGUCGAUACCAGUUUCUUGUCGCGUCCCGGGACAUUGCCAUGAUCAUGUACUACCGCGACAUGACGCAGGCCACUUUUGACGCGCGCGCGACCAGCUUCAAGUUCAAGAUUGGCCACGCCCUCGACGAGUUCGGCGCCGACUACGACCAUCGCAACCGCCAGCAUUUCAUCACGAUCGGUUUUGCGUCCGUUUCCGAUUUUGAGCGCGUCCGCGCGUACUUGCGUCUACGACUGCCACGUCAUCGUCGCCCGACCGGCGCUGGAUAG